Messenger RNA from Penicillium cataractarum, 924 nucleotides. RefSeq lists its product as uncharacterized. Gene Ontology annotation, molecular function: protein binding. The transcript is spliced from 2 exons. The coding region runs from base 1 to 924 and encodes 307 amino acids. The record is from RefSeq and is a predicted model, not a curated record. Lineage: Eukaryota; Fungi; Ascomycota; Eurotiomycetes; Eurotiales; Aspergillaceae.
AUGGCAGAAACCACGGAAUCAGAGACCACCAGAGUCAUGACUACUCCAGUUCUGACAACCCCAGAAAUCCUAGAGAUGAUUCUGCUUCAUACAGACAUGCGCACGCUUCUUACCUCCGCCCAACGCGUCUGCCGGGACUGGUUGAAUCUAAUCGCCAAGUCACCGUCAAUCCAAAAGGCUUUAUUCUUCACCCCAAUCAAAGAUUCCGAAUGGGGCACCAAGGAAAAGACAAUCAACCCGCUAUUAGCCGAGUCGUUUCCUCCCAUCUUCCCACCCAAGGACGGAUCGCGGAGCCACAAAUUCGACUUUUCCGAUUUAAAAUGGACUCAAGAUCCUUCGAGUAUGACUCGCUUUAUACGAAAAGAUGCUAGCUGGCGCAAGAUGCUCGUCCAACAACCUCCCCCUCCAGAACUUGGUCUAUUCAAUCUUUACCACGCUAGAGGCGGCGACACGGCCGCGUGUCUCACUAUCCCCGCAUACAAAAAGAACAAACCCCCCAAAAUCAAAGGUCUCCGCAUGUCAAGACUCUUCGAAGUCCUCCUAUUCAGCCACCAAGUUCAAUUCUCAAUCGGCACAAUCGCACGGGUAUACUGGUCUACCGAAGAACCCUUUGAAUUCAAUGGGAGCUAUGACAAUAUUAAUGCCGAGUUCCAUCGGAUGUUGGGCCAGAUAGGCGUUGUGCUGUAUACUCGCAAGGUCAUGCAGUGCACUAUAGGUCUUGAGAGGCCGGUGUCCAAGGCGGAAAGGACUAGGAUGGAGAUUAUUAAGGCGUAUCGGGAAGGUGGGUUUGAUGUUGAUGGUAUAAAAGAGGAGAUUGAGGCUUCGAAGAGUCCGAUGGUUAGGGAGAGGGGAUCACGGAAUGGGAAAAGGGAGAGGGAAUGGGAGGGGACACCGGCUAUUGUGGAAGGGAUACUCCGUAGAUAA